Exophiala xenobiotica is the source of this 1851-nucleotide messenger RNA. RefSeq lists its product as uncharacterized. Gene Ontology annotation, molecular function: sequence-specific DNA binding; zinc ion binding. Lineage: Eukaryota; Fungi; Ascomycota; Eurotiomycetes; Chaetothyriales; Herpotrichiellaceae. Gene Ontology annotation, biological process: positive regulation of transcription by RNA polymerase II; DNA-templated transcription. Gene Ontology annotation, cellular component: nucleus. The transcript has 4 exons. The coding region runs from base 1 to 1851 and encodes 616 amino acids. The record is from RefSeq and is a predicted model, not a curated record.
AUGGUUGUAUCACAGCUGGUUCAGCCAAUUCAUGCUCGUUUCAUGAGAGAGACCGGACUGUCAAGCUACUUGCAACGCAUUCUAGCAGAAUGUGAAAGUGCAAAGCAAAACGCAGCUUCAGCUUCGACGUCUCUAAGGCCACAAAUCUCUUCCCGUCUCUCAGACGCUCCUGUCGAAACCAAUGUUUCGAAUCCUCUGAUCGAGGAUCAGGCCUGGUUCGUCCCUCAUACGACCCCUGAUGUUCCAGUCUACAUUGGAGAGUCUUCAUCUACGGCGUUUGCGACCAGUCUACGCCAGGUUCUUGAUCACUCUUGUACCCGUGGUGUGCAUGUUCCGAGAACGCAUUAUGUGCCAGAUACAAGUUUGGUCCUUAGGCCAAUGAGCUCUACAUCGUGGCCGAGCGAAGCCAGGGCUCGGCUGCUUGUAAAGGUGGCACUGGCUUAUGUUGGUCGAACACAUCAUAUCAUAUUAGCCAGUGCUACAUUUGACAGACUCCAUCAGAUCUACCAAGACUUAUCGUGUAUCACAGAUGUGGAUGUGGGGAAAUUCUUUGGCUUGUUCGCCCUUGGGGAAGCAUAUUCAAUCACUUCUAAACCAGCAGAUGGCCACGAAGUUCGUGGCCUUGCAUACUUCAUCACAGCAAGUAAGAUAGCGCAGAACGUUCCGGAGCGAGCGACCCUAGCUUGCAUAGAGAACCUGAUGCUACUUGCAUUUUACUCUCACAUUCUAAACAGACGCCACUCGGCCUACCACUUCGUCGGCUCAGCUCUUCGACUCAGCAUGACAAUCGGGUUACACCACGGCCUUCCGCAGUGUUUCACUAUGAGCCCAGUCCUUCGUCAACAUCGGAUCCGAAUCUGGUGGACCAUCUAUGACUGCGAUCGUACAUGGGGUUCUGAACUUGGCAACCCAGCAUCGAUUCAAGAUAGUACUGUCUCUGUGGAACUGCCAUCAAUGUCGGGCCUGGAAAACAAGGAGAAGGAGGACUUUGCGGAUCCUGAAUAUGCCAUCGCCAACAUCAAACUUGCCGGAAUUGUGGGCGAUGUGAUGACCGACGUCUACACCCGGAAGCAAACGCAACCUUUUCUACACAGCGUCAGCACUAUUCUACGAAAAUUACAGAGCUGGAAGACACAUCUCCCAGAUUCACUCAAGCUGCCACAUACAGAUACCUGCGCAUCCUUACCCCGGAAUCUGAGUUCUCUACAUCUGUCUUUCGAUCAGACGGUCAUCCUCGUAACUCGUCCUGUCCUCCUUCACGUCCUCAAAAGGACGCUUCAGACUUCAUUAGGACGGAGUACCUCGCAUACUACACCAAUUACACCGCUUAUGUCUGAGCUUGCAAAUGCUUCUAUAGACGCAGCCCGACACAUUCACGAUCUGCAAUCUCAAGCUUGGAUCAGCGGCACAUUACCGAACGUUGGGUACUUUGACUCCCUCUAUAUUUUCUCGGCUGCCAUCAUACUCGCCAUCUCCUCAAUUCUUUCUCCAGCAGGUGCUGAUAAGCUGUGCUUUGAGACUGCGAGUCAGAUACUGCAGACUCUGGCUGAAAAUGGCAAUCUCCCGGCGGCGCAACUCUUGACACAUUUGGAGAGGGUGCAGAGUUCCAUUGACUUGCAUCGGCAGAAUGUGACCAGCAAAGAAAAUGAAACAAGAUAUCGAAGGGACGAAGGCGCAUUUUUGGGGGCAGCUCAGAGGAUUCCAAUAGGUGACACCAUGGAUACCACGUCGAUCGAGGGUUUCUCGUUGAUUGGCGAGGAGUACGCGGGCGACUAUUUCGAUUUCCUUGGUCCGUUGGUGGGAUUUGAAGGUGAGUCAUUUGUUGGUGAUCAAGAUGAUUUUGGUGGUUAG